Messenger RNA from Hydractinia symbiolongicarpus, 753 nucleotides. RefSeq lists its product as uncharacterized. The transcript has 3 exons. The record is from RefSeq and is a predicted model, not a curated record. Bases 1 to 753 code for a protein of 250 amino acids. Lineage: Eukaryota; Metazoa; Cnidaria; Hydrozoa; Anthoathecata; Hydractiniidae.
AUGAUAUGUCAAACUGGUAUUUGUCUGAAAGAAGAAGCAGACAUUGCAAUCGCUAUGAUGGAAGAGCAAUUGCAUUCAAAUACAAAGUUAAUUCAAUCCUUAAACAAAGAUAUUGAAGCCCAAACUUCCAUCAUUGAUAGCAUAGAAAAUGCUAUUGUGUCCAUGAAAAUUCAUGAAGAAAGAUUAAAAUCAGCUUUUAAUGCCACAUCAGAACAGAAUACAAUUCUUCAGAAGGAGCUUUCUAAAACAAAGCUAAAAAAUGGUACGCUUGACGGAAAGUUACACAAUAUGAAAAAACAAAACCAGUGUUUAGAAAGAUUAAAAAGCGAAGAGCGUACUAAGAAAAAUAACCAACAACUACUUCUAAUGAAGGAAAACGAGAAAGCGGCUUUCGAAGCAAACACAAUCACGUUUGCAAAAUUAAUGACGGAACAAGCUGUGAAAAUAUCUCUUUCACAGUUACAAGAAGAGCAGAAGAUUUGUCAGAAAGAAAACCAAAUUGCGAAUUUAUCUAAAGAGAUCGAUAUUAAACAAAACGAAAACGAAGCAAUUCGAAAGCAACAUUUAGAGUUGGAAGAAAAAUUUCAUUCUGCUGAUGCCUCUGUGAAAGAGUUAAUUGAAGAUCUUAUUGGAAAUGCUGAGGAAAAAUCUUCUUCUUGUUUAUACCAACCAAGAAUCAAACGAGUAACAGUCACAUUUUGUCUGCGUUGGAUCCUGUACAAGAUGAAUAGAGAGUUCUCAGAUCUUGCCUGA